Cadophora gregata is the source of this 1361-nucleotide messenger RNA. Its product is annotated as autophagy protein 6. The coding region runs from base 330 to 1361 and encodes 343 amino acids. The transcript has 2 exons. NCBI's taxonomy places the organism in Eukaryota, Fungi, Ascomycota, Leotiomycetes, Helotiales, Ploettnerulaceae. The record is from RefSeq and is a predicted model, not a curated record.
CUUCAUCUGUUAUCCCAACUUAUCAAUUAGCUCUUUGCAAAGCAUCCAUUUUAAGCAGAUAUCAAUCUCUCUCUCUCCAGUUGCGGCCCUCCUUGCAGAAGGUCCAACGUAAGUCCUGGCUUCGAGCACUCAUCAUCAAAUCUGCCGAGCUUCGAACACCAGUCCCACCAGUCCCACCAGUCCUACUAAGCUCUUUGAAAAUUAUCUCACUCGCCCACUCCUGUCUGCGUAGUUCAUCAACGGUAACAUUUGCCCAGAAAACCGAGACGCCACAGCAUCGAAAAGUAUCUCCGACUAAGCCUCAGCCCUUAACCUUCACGUACAACACAAUGGUCCAAGUACCCUCUACCACCAAGACCACUAAGCCGUGUGGAAGCUGCUCCAAAGACACAUGGCAAGCUUGCGCUGGCUGCAAAGAUGCUCCUAUCGUUAUAAGCGGUCCCAAGCCGGUCUACUAUUGCAGCAAGGAGUGCCAAAAGACCGAUUGGAAGAAACACAAAAGCGUCUGCCAGGUUCUCCAGAGACGAAAGAUGAUUUAUCGAGCUGGCGAUUUAUUGCAGCGAAUCUUCAAUGUUUUUCGGAAGGAGGUACAUGGGCAACGACUAGCCAAGAUUGAAAGGCGAGGUUCGAAAUUGUACCUCCACGAAGGAAAGCUCAUACAAGGCGAUAUGGCGGAGAUUUCUUCUAAACUUAGAGACUUGUCCAAGCUGCUGGACGAGAUGCGAUGGACGGAGGAGGAUAGAAAUGCGGCAUUAGCGCACAAUGCUAGCUGGUGUGCCAUUGUUCAUAUGCACCACAUUGCCAAGUAUAUCCUUAAAGACUUCUCAUCCGAAAUCUUCGAAGUUACUUUUAUACCCAAGGACCACAUCGAAAAAGUAGUUCGUAUCGACGCCGAAGGUGCAGUAAUGGCAGCUAGCGAGCAUAUGGUCUGGUCUUUAAAACUCGACGGCUCAAAUGAGACAUAUAUUGUCGAUAUAACAGGUGCGCAGUUUGGAAUGUACAAGCCUGUCAUGCCCUGGGAUCAUUACCGGCAAUAUCACAUCCUGGAGGAUCCGACACUGCUCAAGUUUCGGUCAAACGGUACUUUCCUUGCAAAUGCCAACGUAAGAUAUGGAGCACAGACGGGAAAACGAACUGAUCAGAGUGAGCUUUCACUUUCACAUCUGGUGUAUGCGACGAUUUCGGAGGCGCUAAUGAGGAAACUUCUGGCUUGGGAAAAGGAUACGGUGAUUUUGAAGGAUAUGCUUAGCACUGCGAAGACCAGUGAGUUUGAGAAGAUGAGAGAUGAGCUAGUAGAGGCUAUAUCUAUGGGGCUCAAGGAGUGCAUUAAAAACUUCUCUGAGAAAGUGAAAGCGAACUAA